This is a messenger RNA of Symbiodinium necroappetens, 4913 nucleotides long. NCBI's taxonomy places the organism in Eukaryota, Dinophyceae, Suessiales, Symbiodiniaceae. The record is from the annotation of a GenBank genome assembly.
GGAGCGCCAUAGAGUCGGAGGAUGGCAAGCAAGUGCGGCAACUGCAAGAGCAGCUAUCACGGCAAGAAAGCGAGCUUCAGCGCCUGAUGGUAGAGCUUGAAGAUGCGAACGUGGCGCUUGCUGCCAAAGAUGAAAAGCUCGACAGUCCAAGCUCUCGGGCUUCGUUCCAGAUCUCGCCAAGCUACUGGGAGACCGUAGAGCUGCAGGCCUUGAAAGAGGAGCUCCAGCAAAGAGAUGCCGAGGUGCAACGCCUUCGAACCAGCCUCGCUGAUGCCGAGACAAAGAUUCCAAACAUCAAGGAUGGCGAGGAGACGCUAAAGGCCACAGUGCCCAAGUCCGUCAACCACUGGGGGUUUCGGCUUCAGCGCGGACUGGUCUACGAGGUAAAGAAAGGAGGCUGGGCUGAGGCCGUGAGCCUGAGACUGGGCGAUCGGUUGUUGACCAUGCAGGGCAGGCCCACUGCAGACUACAGCAGAGAGGAGUUCGACCGGCGCCAAGCCGAGGUCAAGUCUGAGCGGCCUCUGCAGCUGAAGUUUCAGCGUGGCGGACGAAGGCAAGCAGAGGAGGUGGCGUCGACGAAGAUUCAAGCCAACUGGAAGGGCAAGAAAGCGCGGAAGCUCCCGCAGAUCGAGGCUCGGCUUCGCAUUGGGGACGGCGAGAUCUUGACGGCGACAGCGGAGGGACGGGCCGAGCUCGGCUUCAAGCUUGAGCACUGGCCACCAGCCCCACGGGUGCUGGUCCUCUCCGUCCGAAGAGGUGGCUGGGCAGGGGGAGUUGGGAUGAAGCCAGGGGACGAGCUGCUGACGGUGAAGGGCCAUUCCCUCCAGCACCUUGACCGCGGAAAGUUCCAAAAGCUUGUCGACAAGGAGCGUCCACUGGAGAUCACUUUUUGCCGCGGCACGAAGGAAGACGUGCAAAGGAUUGCAUCAAGCAAAAUUCAGGCAGGCUGGCGACAACGACGUGUGGAGGAAGGCAGUGCGCCCAAUGCAGCAAGCCACCCCCCGGCUGCACCUUCGCAAGAGCGGAUCUUUGCCAUGAUCAGCGAGAGCACCGAGGGAGCUACCGCGUCCGAGCUGAAGGGGCAGCUGGCAGAAAGGGAGCGGGAGCUGAGGAUCCUCCGCCAGGAGUUUUCCAAAGCCGAGUCCAUGUUCCAGACGAGCCUCAGAGACAUCUCGACCGAUUCCUCCAACUCUGCGGUGGAGCUGGCCUCCUUGAAAGCACAGCUGGUUGUGGAGCAGUCCAAGGCUGCGAAAUGCCAAAGCGACACUGCGGCCAAAACCACGAACCUUUCGGCGAAGCUCCAAGUGGAGCAGCGGAAAAGCGAAGCUCUAGAGACGCGCCUCAUCCAGGCAGCUCCUCAGCUUGCAGUACUCGGUGAAAAGAGGGGCCAUAGCGAACUUUUCCUUUGGGUGCGGCCCGACCCUCUGUCCUGUAUGUGCAGCUUUGACUCGGAGACCAGCCGUGUCGACGGCUUGUCUUGCUGGGGGUGUGCGCAGCACGAGGAGAUGCAGGAAGUGAUCCAUCAAGAGCAGAUGAGCGAAAUCACGGACUUUCUGACAGAGAAGCAGCAAGAGCUUCGUCUUUCUGACACGGACCUGCUGGAGAUGAGCGAGAUGAAGGAGUUGAAGGAAAGGCUGGCAGAGGAGCAGGCCAAGGUCUCGCAGGCGGAGCGGAAGCUCGUGAAGAGCUGGUCAGACCAGCGAGCGAUCGACCUACAGUGGCAAGCAGAGGUGGCAGCCCGUGAUGAAAGGCUGAAGGAAGUCCAAAAGGACCUGGCAAAAGCAGAGUGGUGGGCCUCACUCUCCAAGCGUUCCCCUCAACACAAGGAAAUCCUCGACAUCAAGGAAGAGCUGUCCAUGGAGCAGUCAAGAGCCUCUCGUGCGGAGAGGAGACUGGCCGAAGCUCAGGACGCUGCUCGGCUGCUUGAAGAGAUGCAAACUCUUCAGGACGCCCUCAAUCAUGAGGAGGCCUGCGUGUUGCAGAUGAAGACGGCUCUCAUUCACGCUCAAGCGCAGCGGCAGCUCACGGCCGAGGUUGCCACACAAAUCCAGGCAGCAGCGGAUGCGACGGCCAAGGGGAACUUGGAGCAGCUGAGCUGGGAGUUUGGGAGGCAGCAGCGUGAGCUGCAGAAGGUAAUGUCCGAAGACGCAGCAGCGGUAAAGAUGCAGGCUAGGACACGCGGGAAUCAGGCACGCAAGCAAGUGGCGGUCAUGAAGGCCAGCAAGAAGGCGGAGAUUCAACCGACUGAAUCUGCCGAAGACCCGAUUCCUGGCGCCACGACAGGCCCUCCCAGCUCCACACCUCCAGAGAGCAAGAAACAAGAGAAGGACCAGAAGGCCCUUGACUCCGAAACCCUCGAGCUUCGCGCCAAGCUGACGACAGCGUUGACGGACUCGGCUCAGAGUGGCGCUCUCGCAGAAGGCUUGGAGAAGGUGUAUGGGAAACCCUCUCGUGCCGUGCAGACGCUUCGAAAGGAGGUGGCGGCCUUGAGAAACAAGCUCUCACUGGCGGAGGCCUCCAGGGCGGUUACGCCACCGUCGACACCGUCACGAAGGACUCCCGCGAAGAAGAAGCUUCAGCAGUCGCCAAGUUCUGUGCGUUUCGCCAUGGACGAGGCAGCCGAGGGAGCUUUGCCGCCCGCUUCUGCUUCAGGAGGGCAGGAUGCGAAGGUGAAGCAGUCCGAGGAUAGAGCGCAGAUCUUUCAAGAGGAGGCUGCCAACUUCUCGAAGCAGAUGGAGCAGAUGCGCAAGGAACAGGUGAAGAUGAAGCAAGAGCUGGAUGAGGCGAAGGUAUCCUGGACCAUGCCACCCUACGGCAUAAACAGCGUCUUCAGCCAGCCUCCGUCACAAGGCAGAGCAGCCCCGUAUCCGUCGAAAACGACAUGGGCACCGCAGCACCAGCAGACCUCACCUGAGUGGGUUUCCCGGCAGAGCCCUCCAGUGACGACUCAGGUCGUCGAGUCUCCAAAAGGCCGGAAGGGAGGAUAUGGCGGUGCAGGCGGAUAUGGUCCAUCACGGAGCGGCCUGUCCGCAAGCGUGCAGGCAGUGGCUGCAAGGCUCGAGGCUGGGUCCAAGGGCCCGACAGCAGGACGAGAUUGGACUUCCCAUGCGGGGGGCUGCGGGGGUCAGUCAGAGUCCUACCUUCAACAGGUCAAGCAGAAGUUGUCCGGAACGGCCAAGACGAGCACGGCCCAUGUGACGCAUUCCCAGCCUGAUCAGCCUGCCACGAGCAAUGUGGGAACACGAUUGGCGACUCAAGGAUCCGCGCUCAAAGCCUUGUCCGAGCGCUUGGGGAGGGCACGUGGAACGCCCGGAGGGUCGCAGCCCAAAUCGAAAGCGAAAGCGACCUUCCCGGCUGUGGCCGAGAGCUUUUGGCCGAAGUCCGGCACACUGGCACUGCGAGUCUGCUCUGAGGAGACCCUGCGCCGAAGAGAUUCCAACCGCAAAAGAGAUUCCGGCGUGCGAAGUGAGAGGGAGAAGACUGACAAGGCGAUCUACCUCGGCGAAAUCUCAGCAAAGGAAUCCAUGCUGGAAAAGGCGCAGGAGGAGAUCCGUGCACUUCAAGAUCAGAAGGCUGACGCUGAGAAGGAGCUCCAGAUGAUCCGCAACGAGAACUCCUCGUACUCCCCCCCAGAGCUGCAGGAACAGGCAGAAACUCGCCAGCUGCAGUGCGCCCUGAACAUGCAGGAGGAGUUGAGUACAGAGUUGAGAAGACGUCUCUGGGAGGCACGCGAUGAGCUGACUGCUGCGAAAUCCAUGGGAUGGCAGCCAGAGGUGCCAGUUCCACCAAAGGCGGCCGAAACGCGGUCUUCACCAAAGGCGGAGCCGCAGGAACUGCAGGCACUGCCAUCCGCGGAAACGGAUCUGGGCUCCGUUCCGACUGUGGAGGUGACCCAGAAUGAGGAUUCCGCAGUGCGACAGGCCUUUCGCCACGAGCAGGAAGUGGCCCAGAACCUGCGCCUUGAGCUGCGAGAGGUUGAGACAGCUGCAGUUGCGACAGCAGAGGCCGCCGAGGCGCGAAUCUUGCAGAUUGAGGCCAUGGAUAGAAGAGGGAGAGUGGCCCUGCACAUGGCCGAAACUGCUGCCGAGAAAGAGGUGGUGCUGAAGCAAGAUGCUAUCAAAGCUGCAUGCGAGGCCGAAGCAGUGCUGGACCAGGCUCGGGGUGCAGAGCAGCGCCUGCGCCACGAAAUCUACGAGCAGUCUCAGGCAGCUUUCCGUGAGAGUGCCGUCUGCGAUGGCCUCCGAAGAGCUCUGAUGAAUUCCGUGGAGCAGGAGAUGGCCCAGGAGGCUUUGCACGCUGCACGCACUCAGCCCGCCUCCAAUCCGAUCCCGGAGAGGUCGUCAGAUCCCGCGUCAAAGCCAGCACAGAGACCUGGCGAGGCUCCUGGUGGGUCCCUUGGAGGCCGUGGAGCCCAGCCAUCCCAGCCUUCUCCCCCGAGAGCUUCGCAGCUCUUCGCUACGAAGCUGUCGAACCGGGAGGACCUGAAGCAUGAUCUGAUGUCGCCUGUAGACGUCAAAUCAUGGAUGGAGCCCUCGAUGAUCUCGCAGCCCUCUCUGCUGAGUGCAGCAGCCAGCGAGGCCGCCAGCCUGCGAAAGGAGGCCGAGCAAUUGCGGAAGGAGGUGAAGCACUGGCGUGCUUCGCGCCCGGCUCGUGCCGAGCCCACGGCUCCCAGCGAAGCCUGGCCCGCCUCCCCGGAGCGAGUGUCCAGCACGCCUGCGCCAGCUUCGGCGACAAGCCCGAGGGCAGCUUGCGGCACAUUGAGAACAGAUUCGGAGCAAGGUUUGAACCGAGAGGAUUCAUGGAGGCGGGGCUCGGAAGCUUCCCUUGCGCAGACGCAGGUGCCGAGCCCCCGCUCGCAGCUGCCAAAGCUACACGAGCAGCCGCCCCCGCGUCCACCGCCAGGACGGACAUGA